AUGGCUGAAUUGAAAUUCGUUGGACGGACUCCUUUUCGGUGGCAGUGUCUCUUGGCCGACGUGAUUUGUCGACACAGGUGCAAAUUAUCCGUAUACCGCGACGAGCACGGCGAGGAAAACACAACAGAUUCACUCCCGACCAGAACUUUAACAAUAAAUUCUUUCAGUCCCACUGGGAAAUACCCUCGGAGUCGAUAAAACCUUUAUAAACCCCGAUAUCGUCUAUUAAGAUAAACGUCAAACAGAACAACCGAGAAAUCCCGUUGGGAAAUUAUUACAGUGGAAUUUUCCUUCCGACCUUGCGUCUGGGAGUGAAAAGUGUUUCAUCUAAAAACAUUCAGGUGAAAGACUGGAAUUAUUCGAUCGGAUUCCAGGCCGUCACGGAGAAAGGUUGCCUACUGUCUCCUGGCCAAUCAGAUAUAACGGCGGGAAAACCUCACUCAUCGCUGUCUUUCAAAAACCGACAAAAGUAGUAAAACUUGAACUAUUUAAAAUGAACACUUCUCCGUUCCCUCUGCGUUUUAAACAAAAGUUGGGAAUAAUUCUUAUGUUAUUAACGCUUCACGUGAACGACUUGUCAGAAAAGAGAAAAGAGUCGACUUUUAAUGUUUUCUUUACGAUUAAAGAGAUGGCGGGUUACGCCGGGCGCUGGAAAAAUGCCAAAAGAUUCAUUUGUUUCAUCAGAAAUAAUAAAGCGCGUGGAUAAUUUUUUUUCUCAUCUCGUUUUCCGAUGUGGGCUGAGUUGCAGCCAACCGCAGAUGUGUCUCACGGAUAAAACUUAAAAUGCCAAUUUAGACAAAAAAAAUGAUAUUUUAAAAUUCGGAAUCGGGAAAGUCGCAUGAAAAAACCAGUUCGAAGUUCGUCGAACCGGAAAAGAAAAAAUAAUUUGGUCGUUCUCACUUUGCUAAACCUAGACUGCUGAUACGCAACCCGCCCCGUGAGGUAUUUGGACCUAUAGCAGAUAAUAGCGUAACCUCCCUAGAAAGGUGGCCGAUUUUCGCGGAAAAAUUGCUUUUCAGUUUUCAGUAGAGAAAAGUCUGGACAGACGAUGAGCAUUUUCCAAGCCGGUGAGCUGAACAUCAGCAGGUCGGGCCAGAGACAGGAGGAGGAGGAGUUUCUCGAAGAAGAACACAAAAGAAACGUCGAGCUGCAAAAUUUAUUUGAAAAUGCUUUCAAGGAUCUUGGCGAUGAGGGCUCAUCGUUUAACAGCACUGACUGCAGUUAUUCAAACGAAAGCGAGAUUGAACAUGGCAAUAUUCCAACACCAGGACAGGUUAACUUCCUCAGUGAAAAUCUUUACCAGAAUCCAAAUUUGCCUCUUGACAAUGGAGAUGAAUAUAUGAAGCCGGGAAGGGACCGUCCUCAGGCUAUUAAAAAUGACAAAGACGUUGAAGAAUAUAUCGAUUCAGAUUAUCGAAGUUUGAAUGAGUUAAAUGUACUUUAUGAAAUUAGAAUGAGAGAAAUCGAAAGGCUCAAUAAAGAACUUAUUGCAGAGAAAGCGGGAAAGGAACAAAUUCUGAAUAAAUUAAUAAUAACUGAAAGAGAGAAAUCUGCUAUUUUAGUUACUCUUAAUCAAAACAAAACAAAACUAGCUGAGAAGGAAAAAGAAGUCAUGAACCUGCAAGCUGAGUUGACAUUACUUCAGAGUGAAAUCUUAAAAGUUGAGAAAUCACGAGAGGAGACAAAAAGUGAACUGGAAAUAGCAAAAUUACGGAUAAUGCAGUUAGAACAAAAUUUAGCUAUGUCUGAAAGGUGUGAUGCUAGAGGGAAUCGUGAUAAACAAAUUGAUGAAAUUAUUGACUCGUUGAACACAAAACACAAAAUGGAAGUGAAUUCACUUCAGUCUGAGCUGGAAAACGUUUAUGCAAAAAUUAAAGAAAAGGAAGAUAGUUAUAAAUUACUUGAAGAAAAACUUGAUGUGCUUCAACAAAAGCAUUUAAAUAAUUUGUUGAAAAAUUGUGAUGUGACUGUAAGACAGGAAGCCACUGUAAAAACUCUUCUUGAUGAAGCUAAUGCUGAAAAGAUUGAACUUAUACGGAAGUACAAUAAUUUACAGAAUGAUUACAAGCAACUGCAAGAAGAUCUUGCUCAAUACGAAUCAGUCAGGUCGUUUAAUCUUUUGGACACUUCUUCUGAUGACAAGGACACUGAUUCUGUGAUAAUGAUGGGAAUAAGCAGAAAGAGCGAAGGGAAGAAUAAAUCUGUUAACAUAUCACAGAAAGAUACCAUUUCCAAAUUGAAAGAUGAACUACGCCGGGCUCUUUUGGGUCAGAAAUCAAAGAGACAGUUAAUUAAAAAAUUACAACAACAGGUUCAGACCAUGGAGAUUCAGUUAAGUUCAAAGAGGGACCUAGAAAAUGCACACCUGUUGCAGACAGAAUUAAAGAGGGACAUGGGAAUUGAUACGGAUAAAUUGAUAAACUCAGGAUCAAUUGUAUCUGACAAGGAGCACUUAGAAGAAAUCUGUGCAUUGAAAGAAGAAUUAUCAAUAAAAGAAAAAGAAAGACUUACCUUUGAAAACAAGGCCAAAAAUCUUGAUGAACAGGUAUCUUUGCUUCACAAAAAGCUGUUAGAAACCGAUUCUUUCAAGGAACAACAAGAAAAUGAGUAUCUCAGAUUUCAUGACCAAGAGGUUGCUAAGAUUAAAGCAGAAAUGGAGAAAACUCUUUUUGACAAACAAAAGGCUUGGAAUGAUAGAAUGGAAGAAUUACUUACAGAAUGCAAUGGAGUUAAACAGUUAUAUCUUGACAUUAGGAGACAAAAAGAAAAACUUGCAGAACUUUUACACGAGGAAAAAAUAUUAUCAGCUCGACUCUUAAAUGAAAAGCAAGAGGUUGAGAAACAGGUAGACAAACUGAAAAUAGAUAUAAAAAAUUUGGAAGACUACAUUUUGAAGCUGAACGAACAUGGGAUGCAACUGGAAGAACAGUUUAAAAAGGGCAACUCCACUGUUGAUUCAUCAUUGUUUAAUUUUUUCAAACAAGAAAUUGAAAAGUUGAAACAUCAUAAUGACAAAACGGACUCUCUCGCACAAUUUAUUUCAGCAGAUCUUAAUGAAGAUGAUGUAGAAUUGUUCAAGAAAAAGUAUAAAGAAAUGGAAAGCAGACUUCAGUCCUCUUUUGAAGCUACUGUGAUGGAAAUAAAAGCAAACAACCUUAGACUCAGCCAGGCUUUAAAUGAGAAGGAGGAGAUUAUCAUAAAACUUCAAAAUAGUAAGGCAACACCUUCAAUGAAAAGCAUUUCCACAGAGAUGGACCAAGAGUUGUCAGAGUUGAUCAAUACAAAAUCACUUGAGGAAAUAGAUAGACUAGAGAAGGAAGUGGACAGAUUGAAAUUGCUUGAAUCAGAAAAAAACAAUGAGAUACUCAACUUAAAAGCCAGUUUUCAAAAAAAACUUGAAGAAGAGCUGUUCGAACUCGAGGCUACCCUUUCUUCACGACAUGCCAAAGAUCUGGUUGAAAUGGAAGAAAGAGUUAAAAAGCUCUCCCUCAGCUAUUUUACUGAUGAGAUGAAUAAGAUGAGAAAUGCACACAAAGACGAACUUUCAGCUAUCAGAAAAGAAGAAUUAGACAGAUUUGAAGAACUGAAAAAGACACUUAGUAACAAAGAUGAUGAGGUUAAACAAACCCUUGAAUUAAAGAAGCAAAUCAUUUACCUUCAGAAUUUAAUACAAGAAAGUAGAAUACAUGCAAGUUUAAUGAUGACUCGUUGGGCCAAGGAGGUAAAUGAAAUCAAAGAAAAGAGUGAAGCGAAUGCCAAAGAAGCAGAAGAUCUAAAGAUGAAGUUGAAGUCAGCCCGGAAGGCGGCACUUGCUUAUAAGAAGAAGUGGGAGGAUUGCAAGGUAAAGUUUCCUGGAAAGUAUGAGAAUCUUGUUUGCCAGUUAAAGGAGAAGUUUCAAGCUGCAAUUACGUCGAAAGAGGAGGAGAUAAUGCAGAAAUUAUACGAGAUAGAAGAAGAAUAUAAGAACAAAGAAAAAGCCCUUCUCAGUAAGCAAGUGGUCAAGGCUCGGUAGCCAAACGACAUUUUUUAUUUAUUUCUGUAAAAAUGUAAAUAAUAUUUAAUUGUUAAGCAUACAUUUAAGACUUUUAGACAAUAAGUUUAGUGACAUCAUAUUACAAAUUGUAGUGACGUGUUAUGAUAAAUAAAAAACAAAUAAAUAUUUCAGUAAUUAAUUUA
Messenger RNA from Cimex lectularius (bed bug), 4176 nucleotides. Its product is annotated as putative leucine-rich repeat-containing protein DDB_G0290503. The coding region runs from base 1049 to 4012 and encodes 987 amino acids. The record is from RefSeq and is a predicted model, not a curated record. Lineage: Eukaryota; Metazoa; Arthropoda; Insecta; Hemiptera; Cimicidae. The transcript is spliced from 18 exons.